AUGGAAAAAUACCGGCAGAUAAAAAUCGGUAUCGGUUCGGAAGCCUUUGAAGAAUUAUUGAAAGAAGUCAAUUUGGUCGAAGAAUUAGAAAAAGUUAAGAAUAACCUUAAAUCUUCCUCCAAAGUUCACCACGAAAAAAUAAAAUUUCUCCGUUCUCUUCUAGACCAGGAACUAAAACUAGAAUGGAUAAUUAUGCGUUAUUUGCCUGUAAUACCCUCCGGUUUACGACCAGUAACUAAAUUGAAAGAGGAAAAUACCAUUGCUACUACCCAAAAAAAUAAUCUGCUGCAAAGGGUGAUUUUGGCUAAGAAACGGAUUAAUGAGUAUCAAAAAGAAAGUGAAGGUUCGCCCAGUUUUCAAAACAAAGUCAAAGGUUUAUUACAAGAAUUAAGUGGUAAGGAUGGAAUAAUGCGGCGUCACUCUUUGGGAAAAAGAGUUGAUUAUUCGGCUCGUUCGGUGAUUGUCCCAAAUCCUAAUUUAUUGCUAACUCAAAUUGGUUUACCGGUUAGAAUGGCCUUAAUUCUUUACAGACCAUUUAUUAUCCAAAAAAUACUAAAAAAAAAAAUCGUUUCUACGGUUAAAGAAGCCGAAAAAAUAUGGUUAAAUAAAGGUCCGGUUGUUUUUUCUUUGCUCGACAAAAUUAUCCAGGAACACCCUGUUUUAGCUAACCGGGCUCCCAGCCUUCAUAGACUCAGUAUCCAAGGGUUUUAUCCUAAAUUAACUACCGGGAAUUCAAUUGAACUUAAUCCCUUAAUAACUACUCCUUUAAAUGCUGAUUUUGACGGAGACCAAAUAGCCAUUCAUUUACCCUUAACCAAAAAGGCUUGCGAGGAAAUUAAGGAACGCAUUUUGUCUUCUCACCAUCUUAUCGAUCCAAAAAACGGCUUUUUAAUAGAUGCUCCCAGUCAGGACAUGAUUUUGGGAAUUUAUUAUCUAAGCAAAGAAAAUAAACAAGAGAACCCGAUUUUUUUUGAUGAAAUAGCCGAAAUAGCCUCUAAAAAAGAACAAAUUCAACAAUCUGAAAAGAAAAUUAAACAAAUAGACGAACAUUAUCUACAAGGAUACUAUUCCGAAGAGGAAAGCAAACAAAAGAAAAUUGCGGUUUGGGAAGAAUACUCCGGAGCAAGGGCUAGUAGUGAAAAUCUGACCCAACUUUUUGCGAUGCGGGGACAUACUACUAACUAUUUAGGAGAAAUUAUCGAAACUCCCAUUAUUUCUUCCCUUCGAGAAGGGUUAUCGCCUUUCGAAUUUUUUACUUCGGUUUAUGGAGCAAUUAAAGGAAUGACUGAUAUUGCUUUAAAAACCGCUGCUGCCGGCGACCUAACCCGAAGAUUGGUAGAAUCAAGCCAGGGUCUAACUAUUAUUGCUUCUGAUUGUCAGACUAGUGCCGGUAAAUUGUUAAAGGAAACCAGCGAAUUAUCCUUAGUUGAGAGAAUAUAUGGUCGUUAUUUAGCCCAGGAUAUUUUGGAUAAAAAAACUCCUCUUCUAGUUCGCAACACUCUCCUAUUAGAAAAAGAAAUUGAAAUUAUUCAAAAAAGUAAAAUUAAUUCGGCGUGGGUGCGUUCUCCGGCAACCUGCGAAUUAGCCGACGGAAUUUGUCAAAAAUGUUAUGGAUUAGAUUUAAGCAAAUUGGGAGAAACAGUGGCAAUUGGAACCGCAGUAGGAAUAAUUGCGGCUCAAUCGUUAGGUGAACCGGGAACCCAGUUAACUAUGAGAACUUUCCACGUGGGGGGAAUAGCCGGUGAGGAGGAAGACAUUACCCAAGGUUUACCAAAAGUGAAACAAGUGCUCGACAAUAUUAAGCCCAAAAAAGAAGAAAAAGCUAUUUUGGCUAAAAUUGAUGGAAAGAUAAUUAGUAUUGAGGAAAAAGAAAUCAAGCAGGUAGGGGAGGAAACAAAAGUUUACCAGAUUAGUGAGGAAAAAAUAGUCAAAGUUAACGAAGGGGACGAGGUAAAAAAAGGCGAAAAAAUCACCACCGGAAAGGUCGAUUUAGAAGAUUAUUUAGAAAUUAUGGGACGGGAUGCUUGUCAAGAUUAUAUCAAAGAGGAGAUUAGAAAUGUAUAUAGUAGUCAGGGGAUAGAUAUUAACGAGAAGCACAUUGAAAUAUUUACCCGUCAAAUGUUAUCCAAAGUAGAAGUAAUAGAUAACGGCGAUAGCGAUUAUCUAAUUGGCGAUAUAGUAAAUUAUCAACACCUCCAAAAGGUUAACCAGUCUUUAACGGCUAGCAAAAAAAAACCGGUUGCUUUCAAAAACAUUGUUUUAAGCCUAAAAGAUUUAGCCUCUCACCCUGAUUCUUUCUUGGCCGGGAUUUCCUUUCAAAACACUUUAAAAAGUUUGGUUAAUUAUUCUUUGUAUCAACCAGUCGAUUAUCUGAGGGGAAGCAAAGAGAGUUUGAUUGCCGGACAAUUAAUUCCGGUUGGCACGGGACUAGUUGAAAGAGAAAAAUACUCUAAAAAAAGAUUAGGGCAAAAUUUUCUUUUCGAUAAAAAUUAUCUUCAUAAAAUAGUUGAUUGCUGUUCGAUAGAUACUAAUUCAGUAAUAAUUGAAGUUGGUAGCGGUUAUGGAAACUUAACUAAUUUACUCGCCGAAACCGAUUGUCAAAAAAUUAUAGGCGUUGAAAAGGAUUCAAACCUAUUUCAGUGGUUAGUGAAAAAUAAUAAAAGUGAGAGAAUUAUUUAUCUUAAACAAGAUGCUUUGACAAUUGAUUGA
Funneliformis geosporum is the source of this 2709-nucleotide messenger RNA. The record is from the annotation of a GenBank genome assembly. NCBI's taxonomy places the organism in Eukaryota, Fungi, Glomeromycota, Glomeromycetes, Glomerales, Glomeraceae.